AUGCAAUAUGGUAUUCAUAUGAAGUUGGAUUUGGAGGAAAUUGGUGAAACUCCGAACCUUAGCGAGACCUUACAUUGUGCUAAUGGUCCUCGGGUCUCAGGCAUCUCUCGUACGUCUACCGUUGCUCAGGCCAAAUCUAGUGGUGUUUGGACUCUCCCUCGAGGCAGACACCCAAUUUUAAUCCUCUUGAGAAACUGCCUUCCCUCUCCACCUCCUUCUCUCUCAAAUUCUGCUGAAGAGGAGGAUUUAUUCUUGUGGAAGUCUGAUCCUAUUUCCCCACCGGGACGUUUCUCCACAGGAAAAACCUGGAAUUCAUUACAUCCCUCUCCUCCACCGGUUGUUUGGCACAAGUCUGUUUGGUUUGUAAAUCACAUUCCCAAACAUGCGUUUCAUCUAUGGGUGACUGUUCAAGAUCGCUUACCAACAAGGGACAGACUCUCUCGUUGGGGUUUGGAUGUUCCAGAGGUUUGUCUUCUCUGUGGAACGGAUUUAGAAUCAAGGGAUCAUCUUCUCUUCCUUUGUAGUUACUCUGCUCAAGUGUGGAGCUCGUUCUUCUCUCACCGUUCCCUUUCCCCUCCCUCAUCUUUUGUCGACAUUGUCUCUUGGAUAAGGUCAAACAACCUUCCUCCAAAACUUAAGCUUAUUUGUAAGCUAAUUUUCCAGGCAGCGGUUUAUUACAUUUGGAAAGAGCGUAAUGCUAGACUACAUUCUCCUAUAGUCAAGGUCUCCCAAUCCUUGGUAAAGGAGAUUCAGUUGCUUCUGCGUGCAAAGCUUGCUGGGCUAGACAGAUCCCUGACCUCUAAUGUGUUAUCUUCGAGCUCUUCUCAGCAAUCCUAUCUUUGCACUUGGUUCGAAUUCAUCCAGUUAUAA
This is a messenger RNA of Microthlaspi erraticum, 870 nucleotides long. Lineage: Eukaryota; Viridiplantae; Streptophyta; Magnoliopsida; Brassicales; Brassicaceae. The record is from the annotation of a GenBank genome assembly.